CGGUGAUGUGAGUGGUGGCGGUGGUGGCCGGUGGUAGCAGCGGCGGUGGUGGUGGUGGUGCUGCCGCUGGUAGUAGUGGUGCGGUUACAGUCGAUACGAGACGUGGCGAAGGCGUCGAGGAGUUUCUCGUCGGGGACGACGCGCGAGUGGUGCAUGUUGAUGGACAUAGAUUUACGUAAGAGCAACGACGGCAACGACCUGCCCGUCUGUCUAGUAGUGACGUCGUAUGAACUAGUCGCGUAUGCGCACGUGUGAUAUCACCAAUGGAUACUUGAUACAGUGGUUGAUCGAAAAUCCGAGGGGAUGCUGUUUGGGCUCGCCGAACGGAGUGUGUUACUCGAAGCGAGAACGAAAGAAUGCAAAGUGAAUAUAUGCAGUCGCUAAAGGGAUGCUAACAAAGGACUCACGAAUGGACGAGACGGAUUCGUUCAACUUCGCUCCCUCUCGUGAUUCGUCACGCUGCGCAGCAAGGAUUCCAGAGAAUGGUGUGGGUUCAUAUAAGCUUCGAGGCGCGCGAGAUGUAUAAAAGGAACAUUAGCCAGUGAAAGGAGAAUCGAAUGUAAAAUACGAUAGGGAAAGAGAGAGAUAAAAGUGCGACGAAGCGUGGAAACGCGGAAAAGAGGAAGAGAAUGGGCGUAAGAUCGGUCCCGAGAGGCUUUUCCAUGUGGACGAAGACAUUUCUCGGCCGUUGUUGAGGUGACGUAUGCGAAUCCCAAGUGUCAUCGGGAAAGUAGGUGUCGCGACAGAAAGAGAGAAAAGAGUCCAGUUGCAGAACGCCAAAAGUUUGCUACGACGACGACGACGACGAAGAAGACAAUAACGAUCCAUCAUGGGGGUCUCCGUAUUUCUACUGUACGCGGUGACGGUGCUCGGCGUAACGGCCAGCGGCGACAAGUGCGCCAACCAAUGUUCGUGCAAGUGGAAGAGCGGGAAGCGCACGGUGGAGUGCAUGGAUCGCUCCCUGACCAGUAUACCGGACGGAAUCGAUCCGGAGACCCAGGUGCUGGACAUGAGCGGCAACGAAAUCCGUCUCCUGCCGAGCAAUCUCUUUGUACAGGUACAGCUGACGAAUCUGCAGCGUCUCUACUUGCGUGAGUGCCGUAUCGACCGGAUCGACAGCGAGGCACUGGCCGGCCUCACGAAUCUCGUCGAGCUCGAUCUCAGCCACAAUCUACUUACUGCGGUGCCCAGUUCGAGUUUCACCGAUACGCCGUUUCUGCGCGACCUGGUACUCGCGAAUAAUCCGUUCGACAAAAUUCACUCGCACGCGUUCAAGAGCACACCGAAUUUAGUUAAGCUCGAUUUGUCACACACGCAGCUCGUUGAAAUCGAAUCGAAGGGAUUCGUUGGACUCGAGCUGCUUGAGAGUCUCAAGCUCAACAACAAUCAAUUGUUUACUUUGCAUCCGGGCACAUUCGAGCCGCUCAAGAAACUUACUAGCAUCGAGUUGCACGAUAACCCCUGGACUUGCGAUUGCCACUUGCGUGAGAUGAAAAUGUGGCUCGUCAAGCAUAACGUGCCGACCCUCGUGGCGCCUGUAUGCCACGGCCCUCAACAGUUGCUCGAUCGUGCCUUCACCGACCUCGAUAUAGACGACUUCGCUUGUCGGCCGGUUCUGUUAAUAGCCAGCCGUUACGCUGAGGCGACCAUCGGCGAGAAUGCCAGUAUCGAGUGCCGCGUGAGCGCGGUACCGCCUGCGAAGGUCAAGUGGUACUGGAACGGUCGGUUGCUGGCGAAUCACUCAGCAUUCAGCAGCUAUCAAAAGAUCCUCAUCUUCGAGGAGGGUCUUCAAUUUAGGAAGAAGAGCACUCUUGUUCUUACCAACGCCCAGGAGGCGGAUUCGAGCGAAUUUUAUUGUGUUGCCGAGAACCGCGCCGGUAGCGUCGAGGCCAAUUUUACCUUGCACGUGUCCCUAAGAACCGCGGGUAUGUCGACUCUGGGUACGGGCCAGAUCGCGGGUAUAUCGGCCGCGUUAGUCGUACUCAUAUUAAUCAUCCUGCUGAUCAUUCUCGUGCUAUUUGUGCGUCUGCGACGAAUGCCGCUGAAGGACAUCAAGUCGUCGGCGCCGAUGGAGGCGACGUCCGGCGACGGUACCGGCAACGGCAGCACAAGCGACAACAAUCCACCAUCCGCUACAUCGACCACUCGCAGGAAGCACGAAGAGAUCGAGACAACGUCGUUCGCUCUAGAGUCGAAGCCUCCCGCCUCGUUGCACCUGAGUUACGUGCAGAGACCGCAAGCGGCUGUGGUGCAGGAGACUGAGUACAGUACCAUCAGCCGUUUUGAUGAUCAGAAUCAGUCCACCGUAGCAGCGAUACCGGGCGCCGGGUGUUUCUCGUCCACGACGUCCCUGAUGCCGAUCGAUAAUCCGGAUCUCAUCAGGGACACCCGGCGCGGUUCCGCCGAGGAUAUCGCAUCUUACAGCGUCGCCGAUUACAGCCGCGUCGGGACGAUGGAUGACGCUGGCAAGAUGCUCUACUCUAGCUGCCUGUGGGAAGCCCGGGACACCACCUGCGGUAGGACGUCCACCGUUCCGGUGAGCGCGUACCACCCGUCGAAGGAACAGCUCGCGGUGGUCGCGGCGCCAAUUGUCGAGCAGUUCCCGCCCGGCGCGAAGCAGAUGCGUGUCUGGCAGAAGGGUGUCCCGGUGCUGCCGCCGGUCUCGGCGUUAAAACGUGUCCUUGGAUCCACGCGCAGCUCACCUGACGAGGGCUACCAGGAGGGAACCGGCACCGACGUCUAGGUACCGCUACUUCAUUACUGCGACGCCCGGCACCGUUACCUGGAACUGCGUAGGAGGCAUCAGGAGGACGACACCGAUUGCUAAAAGAGAAGAAAGAAAAAGAUCGUCCUCGCGAGUGUCGGACGGGCAGUAGUGAAACAGGAGCAAGAAUGUGUGUCGGACAAAUCUCGCUUCGAGUGUGAUCGCGACCAGUGUGACGAUGACCGAUAACGCGCGCCAUUGUCGUGCGCGAAAGGACAUAGUCGAGACACCGUUCUCCGCUGCUGCGGACGAAAAUGUACGCCAGAGUUCACAAUCGUACAUACAGUAAUCGAAGAUACGAUACUUUAUUCAACGGUAUUACCCCGGUAUCUCAUUUAAUCAGUGAUACGGAUUCAAAUCAGCACCACGAUACCCUGCAAUCAGGAAGUGUUGCAGGAAGAAUCCGUCUAACGGCGUGGUGUAUGACGACGAAUAAGAAAAAUAAAUAAGAAAAAGUAUAUAGAAAUAUUUCUUUUAUUUUACGAGAGAGAAUGUGAGACGACGAGCAUGCAUACAAUUGCGACCGUUUAGAGGGCAUAGACGUAUCUAUAUUUCCAAUUACACACUUUUUUGAAGGUAUACAUAAUAGAGCAGAACAUACCGUUUCAAGACGAGGAGAUUAUUGGUAAAGAAAGGAAAAAAAGAAUGAAGAGAGAGUGAGAGAGAGAGAAAGAAAGGGUGCGCAUAAAGGAUACUGUCAUAAACUCACAUGUACGGUAAAAUCAUGUGCUAUAACGACAGUUGUCGAAAUAAAAUUCUUUUCGAUCGAA
Molecule: messenger RNA, 3534 nt
Organism: Cataglyphis hispanica
Lineage: Eukaryota; Metazoa; Arthropoda; Insecta; Hymenoptera; Formicidae
Product: leucine-rich repeat-containing protein 24
Exons: 2
Coding region: 830-2743 (637 amino acids)
Cellular component (GO): plasma membrane
Molecular function (GO): protein binding
Source: RefSeq, a predicted model, not a curated record